This is a messenger RNA of Ostreobium quekettii, 1158 nucleotides long. The record is from the annotation of a GenBank genome assembly. Lineage: Eukaryota; Viridiplantae; Chlorophyta; Ulvophyceae; Bryopsidales; Ostreobiaceae.
AUGUUUGCGAUGGGCGCAGUGGGCGCUGUGGUGGCAGCCAUUGCCGCCCUCUAUUUGACGGCGGGAAAUCAGCAUUUCUCUCGUGACGGAUGUGAUCGACUGGACACCGUGCUGAAUUCGCGGGUCGUUGGGCAAGAAUUGGCCAUCGAUCAGUUUGUGGAAGCAGUGUGCGAGCACCUGCGAAAGGAAAACAGAGGCGCUGUGGGAAAUAAGCCGCUGGUGGUUUCUGUCCAUGGGCCACCGGGCGUGGGCAAGACGUUGACUCACACCCUUGCAGCUCGGGCUCUCUAUGGGCUGGAAGGCGCUGCCAGAUCCACAGAGGUUGUUGGGCCCGAUGGAUUCUGGAGUGGCUGGGGGAUCCCAAGGGUGCAGUCAAGUCUGGAGUGCCCAGGGAGGGGGUGUGCUGGAUACAAGGUGCUUUAUGGUAUGGAUUUUGUGGAGUCGAAAAGGGAUCAACAGAGACAGGCUCUAAGGAAUGCAAUAGUUGACCACAUAAAGGCAUUUCAGGAGUCGUUUGUGGUUGUUGAGGAAUAUGACAAGCUGGACUGUGGAACGCGCUCAAUGCUGCGCCAACUGGUCAUGAACCCUGAUAGGGCCAACGUCUCGAUGGGGAAAUCAAUCUUCCUCCUUGAGUCAAACCUUGGAAUGUUCGAGCUGCAGACAAUGCUGGAGGCUGCUGGUGGUGCAAACAAGGUGUCGGCAGAGGCUGUCCACCACAAGCUGAAGGAUCUCAUUUUCGAUCACUGGCGCGGUGAGGGCUGUGAGACGUUUUAUGACACACUCAAGAACACAAAUUUUAUCGACCUGUACAUUCCGUAUUUCUCCCUGGAAAAGAAGCACUUGAAACAAAUCCUGGAAAUGCGUCUGGGGGAGGCCAGCACUGCUGCGGCAACGCAGGGUUUUCAUUUGCAGUGGGAUAGGCACGUAGUGGAUUUUCUUUUGGGGAAGGUUGAGUUCGAUGGAAACUACCCUGUGGACGGGGCCAAGGAUGUUGACAUGGCAAUGAGGUAUGUGUCGCGGGCGCUCCGCAAACUCAAGGGAAUGGAAGAGCUAUCACACGGUGGGCAAAGCCUUUUCGGGAGGCGACAAAGUCUCCCAAGGGUGGUGCUGAAGGCUGACAAAGAUAGUAACAUCCUGAGAACAGAAGUUGCUCGAUGA